Molecule: messenger RNA, 645 nt
Organism: Dermacentor silvarum
Lineage: Eukaryota; Metazoa; Arthropoda; Arachnida; Ixodida; Ixodidae
Product: tigger transposable element-derived protein 4-like
Exons: 2
Coding region: 1-645 (214 amino acids)
Cellular component (GO): nucleus
Molecular function (GO): DNA binding
Source: RefSeq, a predicted model, not a curated record
AUGCUUGCAUUUGCUGGUGACCCCUGCCAUGGCAGCAAACACAGCAAAGAGCGGUUGACCGUCCUCGUCAACAGCAACAUGUCGGGUAGCAAGAAGCUUCUGAUGCUCAUCAUAGGGAAAUCUAAAAAUUCAAGGUAUUUUAAGGGGGCAAUUCUUAAUCUUCAGUACAAGGCCAACGAGAAGGGCCACAUCAAAAACCUAAAUGCUAUACAGAUGGAAUUUCUGCCACCGAACACCACAACAAUCCUGCAGCCGAUGGACCAAGGCGUGAUCUGCAACUUCAAGCUUCUGUACAAGUCACACGUGCUCAGCCACAUAGUGCUGUGCUCAGACAUCUGCAAAAAUUACACCGUUCACCUUGGGUCUGCUGUUGGCAUGCUUGCAGACUCAUGGAAGACGGUUACAGAAGUGACGCCUCACAACUGCUUUCGCCACGCGGGUUUGACACUCGGCACCGGGACGGCUGUCUCGCCUGGAGACAACGAGAGCGUGUGUGAUAAAUCUCCUUUCGUGGACUUUGUGUUCUUCGACCUGCACGCCGCUGGCGUUUCAAUUCCAACCGGGAUAACUUCUGAAGAAUUUGCCGAAGACAACAAAGAUCUCGAAUUCUGUGCGGAGUUAACCGACAACUCAUCCGUCAAGUGA